This is a messenger RNA of Racocetra persica, 222 nucleotides long. Lineage: Eukaryota; Fungi; Glomeromycota; Glomeromycetes; Diversisporales; Gigasporaceae. The record is from the annotation of a GenBank genome assembly.
AGUGACAACCAACAGAAUGAUGAUCAACCAAGUGAUGACCAACUUAGUGACAACCAACCAAGUGACGAUCAACCAACUGCUACUAUGAUUGCUAGAUCUAGUUGUUCUUAUAUGGAAGUUGUAGACAUUAGUGACGAUGAAGUAGAUACAAAUGAAGUAAAUAUAAAUAACAAUGAAAAGGAUAUAAAUAAGGCUUUUAAUGAAGGGUCUGAGGAAUCUGAA